UUUUUUUUGAAAAUCCGUCUCUUUCAUUUUCUCUUCCAGAACCGAUACGGAUAAUCUCGCAGGAUUGCUAGAGGUCUUAGGGUUUUUGUCGAUUGUAAUUUGCAAAACUGCAUUCAUUCGGUGCUGUACGUGAUGAACGAUGAUGCUGAGGUUGCCCAACAAACGGAUUCGAUUGAUAAUCCCGAGAUGAACCCUACGGUUUUGGGUGAUGCUGAUGUUGAUUCGAGCGUAAAUGUUCAAGGGAGAUCGCAACUCAUUGAUGAUGCUGCAGCUUCACCUAUGGAGCUCGAUUCUACGGUUAGUAAUGACGAUGGCGAUGGAAAUGGCGAUGCUAGGGUUUUCGAGAGUGAGAGAUCGGAAAAGGCUGAUCUCAUUGCCUGCAAACGGAGUGAGGAAGAUGAUAUAAGUGAAACGAAACCUAGGGUUUCUGAGGUUAAAAGCGAGGAUACAACUGAUAGCCAGAUUGAGAGGUCUGAUGACAGUCCUGAGCUCAAACAAGAUGUUUCCGAUGAUGAUCAAUCUAGUGAGCUUGGCUCCGAAGCUGAUGAGAAGUUAUCGAAUGCUGCUUUCGAGGAAGAAACGCGAGGAGAUUUGGAGAUACAUGCGGUUUCCGAUUACAAAUCUCUCUUAUCUGAGUUUGAUGAUUAUGUUGCAAGCGAGAAAAUAGGUUCUGGAGUUUCGAGGGCAUUGAGCUACGGGUUUGAAGUGGGCGACUUGGUUUGGGGAAAAGUUAAGUCUCAUCCAUGGUGGCCUGGUCAUAUAUUCAAUGAAGGUUUUGCGUCUCCCUCUGUUCGUCGCAUGAGGAGGAUGGACCAUGUGCUUGUAGCGUUUUUCGGAGAUAGUAGCUAUGGCUGGUUUGAUCCUGCUGAGCUUAUUCCCUUUGAACCGAAUUUAGCUGAAAAAUCGCAGCAGACUGUUUCGAAGCACUUUGUGAGGGCUGUUGAGGAAGCCAUGGAUGAGGCGAGUAGAAGGUCAGCUCUUGGGUUGACUUGUAAAUGCCGGAAUCCUUAUAACUUUAGGCCUACUAAUGUUCAAGAUUACUUUGCUGUUGAUGUCCCGGAUUACGAGCUCCAAGGCGUUUACUCUGCUGAGCAGAUUAAGAAAUCUAGGGAUAAGUUUUCACCUGUCGAGACUCUAUCGUUUGUGAAGCAAUUGGCUUUAGCACCUCAAGAGUGUGAUUCAGACAGUUUAAAUUUUUUGAAGAAGAAAGCAGUGGUUUUUGCUUUCCGCAAGGCAGUGUUUGAGGAGUUUGAUGAAACGUAUGCACAAGCCUUUGGGACCAAAUCUGUGCGCACUGCAGCGAGUAUGCAUGAACCUCACAAUAGAGCACCCCCUCGAGCUCCCUUGAGUGGCCCACUGGUCAUAGCGGAAACUCUUGGUGACUUGAAGAGCUCUAAAAAACCCACAAAGGUUAAGGAUUCGAAAAAACAAGACAAGUAUCUUCUCAAACGAAGGGAUGAAGCUGGAGAUAAAACUAUUCCAUUUGGCCAAGUUGAAGCAAGUGCAACCACGGCCUUUGGUGGAUCUUUGGACGGGGAUUUUGUGCUACAGAGAAGAGCUCCAACGGUUCAAAAUCCAAUGAAAGAUGAGCAGUCUGGGAUUGUGAGCAUGGAUUUCACCUCUUCAAGUGCAGCUAUUCCUGGUAAAGAAAGUUCUGUUUCAAAGAUCUCUCUUGAUGAAGAAAAGGAUUUAGCUGAAGAAUCAAAGGAGAAAUUGGAAGAAAAGACUGUUGUAUUUCCAGAGCAUGGAAAAUCUGAAGCUAUGGCGACUCUUAAACAAGAGGCUGGACCAGAUUCCGGAUCAGCUGGAAACUCUCUCCAGCCCCUGCUUGAGUCUCCUCGAGGUUCUCAUACCUCAGCAUCUGGUGGGAAAAGUUCCACAGGGUCCGUAAUCAAGAAAGUCAAAGUUAUUAAACGACCAUCAAGCGAAAUGGGCUCUGAAAAUCCUCCUUCAGAGCCGGUAAAGAAAAAGAAAAAGAAGAAAGAGCCCAACUCCGAUCAUCCAGAAAAGAGGAAGUUUUUAUCUUCUGGGGAAGCUGGUGCCAAGAAAUUGUCCCAGCUUGGUUCAGCGCAUUUACAAUCCUAUAUGGAAGUUGAUGUGCCGCAACUGUUGAAUCAUCUGCAAGAUCUCUCUCUUGACCCUUUCUUUGGUUCUUCAGUUGCUUCUUUUGGAGCUGCUAGGAAAUUCUUUCUCCGUUUCCGUUCACUUACUUACCAGAAAAGCUUGACUGUGUCUUCAUCUGAUGCUAUUGCGGAAAGUGUCAGAGACGCAAAACCCUUAAAACCUAUCAAGAAUGUGAACAGAACCGCAGAUCCAUCAAAAGCUGGAAGAAAACGCCUCUCUUCGGAUCGUCAAGACGAAAUCCCAUCAGCUAAGAAAUCGAAGAAAACUAAUCAGCUGAAAUCAUUGGCUUCUGAGAAGAAGAUAAAACGAGAAGCAAAAGAUAGUAUAAAACCAGUUAGAGAGCAAAGCGGUGCGGUUCAUGCAAAACCAGCAAAAGCACAAACCGGGAAGAAAACGGGUCCGUCAGCGAAGGUGGUUGAGCCCACAAUGCUGGUCAUGAAGUUUCCACCUGGCACAUCUCUCCCUUCAGCUGCAUUGCUAAAGGCGAGGUUUGGUCGGUUCGGGCUGUUAGAUCAAUCUGCCAUCAGGGUUUUCUGGAAAUCCUCGACCUGCCGUGUUGUCUUUCUGUAUAAAGCCGAUGCACAGACUGCUUUUCGAUAUGCAACAGGAAACAACACUCUCUUUGGAAACGUGAACGUAAGGUACUUUCUUCGUGACGUGGAUACUCCUAAACCUGAGCCUCAUGAACCAGAAAACGCAAAGGAAGAUGAUGAGCCACAGAGCCAGUGGCUAGACCAAGCACCGCCACUUCACCAACCAAUCUUACCGCCACCAAACAUCAACCUCAAAUCCUGCUUGAAGAAACCCGUCGAUGAACAGAGUAAUAGCAGUAGCAAUGGGAAUGGUAACCGAGGAACGGCAAGAGUCAAAUUCAUGUUAGGGGGUGAACAAAACUCGAUUAAAGCAACCACCGAGCCAUCAUUCUCCAAUAGAGGACCUUCUGCAUCAUCCUCAUCAUCAUCAUCAACUAUUGCAACGGAAUUUUUUAGUAAGAAGUUUCAAAAUGUUGUUCAUCAUCAUCAACAACCUUCAACAUUGCCUCCAAUUCUUCCUCUCCCUCCACAAUACUCGAAACCUAUUAAAACAGUGGACCAUGUCGAACCACCGAUGCCACCUUUCAGGAACGUCCGUGGCCCGAGCCCGGUGGUUGGUGCAGGAGACAUCUCUCACCAGAUGCUCAACCUUUUGUCAAAAUGCAACGACGUUGUGGCUAACGUCACGGGCUUGUUGGGCUACGUUCCUUACCAUCCCUUGUGACAAAACAAAGCCCGUUAGAUACAAAUAUAUAAUAUAAUGUUGUUUUAAGUAUCCGUGUUUGAUUUUGGUAAUAUAUUUUUGUAUGUUAGACAUUAGUUUGGCUCGUUAUUUAUUUUUCUCAUGUAUUACAAUUCAUAAUGGACCUCUCUUCCUCUCUUUCCUUUCUCUCUACAUGUGUGUAAUUUUCGUGUUAUAGUUUUUAAGUUAUA
Molecule: messenger RNA, 3590 nt
Organism: Eutrema salsugineum
Lineage: Eukaryota; Viridiplantae; Streptophyta; Magnoliopsida; Brassicales; Brassicaceae
Exons: 2
Coding region: 133-3381 (1082 amino acids)
Source: RefSeq, a predicted model, not a curated record